UCUGCCCUUGGUUGCCUCUGUUCUCUGAUUUUCUCCAAGUUGCAAGAUGGACAAACUUUAUUUAGCGCACAGCUACUUCAAAAGGCAUAAAUAUGAAGAAUGUGCCAAUCUUUGCACUCAGUUGCUGGAGCACAAUCCGCUGGACCAGGCUGCUUGGGUGAUGAAAAUGCGCGCUUUGACAGAGCAAGUGUACGUGGAUGACCUGGAGAACCUCGAAGAAGGAUUAGCCGAAGCGACCUUGGACGAUGAGACCAUCGCUCAAGUGCCUCGACCGGGAACUUCCCUUCGAACUACUGCGCCUUCAACCCGAAGCGGCCCAACGCAGGGGAUGCGUCCACCCUCAAUUGAUGGUCGCACACUCACUGGUGUCGUCCGGCCCUACUCGAGGGCACCAAGAACAGGAUCAAUAGAGCAAGCACUAAAAACUCCGCGCACUGCUAAAUCAGCUCGGCCACUGACAACUGCGUCCGGAAUGAGGUCGAGAAUCGGGACAUCUUCAAUUAUAACCGAAAAUGGAGGGCCGUUCAUUCAGUUGUCAAAAUUAAAUUUUGCCAAGUAUGCUGCGAAGCCUAGUCUUGGAAAACCUCUUUUUGAAUAUAUUUAUUACUGCGAAAACGAUAUUCAACGAGCGCUCGAAUUUGCAGUUCAAGGCACUCAAAAGUCGAAUUUCAAAGACUGGUGGUGGAAAUUGCAACUGGGUCGCUGCUACUUGCGAAUUGGUCUUGUCAGAGACGCUGAACAACAACUUCGGUCAUCGCUGAGAGACACCCCAAGCAUAAUUGGACUUUUAAUGUUGGCAAGGGUUUAUACCAGAAUGGACCAGCCCUUGGCCGCAAUUCAGGUAUGCCAGUCUGGCAUGGAGUAUUUCCCAAAAGAAACCGCAAUGAGAGUUGAAAUCGCAAGGCUUUACGAAGGUCUGGGCGAUUUGUGCAAAUCUGUGAAUUUGUAUCGUGGAGUGCUGAAAGAAGACGCGACCAACAUAGAAGCGAUAGCGUGCAUUGGCAUGCACCAUUUCUAUUCUGACCAACCUGAAGUUGCACUCCAGUUUUAUAGACGGUUGCUCCAAACAGGCAUUUACACGGCAGAGCUUUUCAACAACUUGGGGUUGUGCUGCUUCUACUCGCAACAAUACGACAUGACAAUAACCUGCUUUGAAAGGGCGCUCAAUUUGGUUGACAAUAAAGAGGCUGAGGCAGACAUUUGGUACAACAUAGCUCACGUGGCAAUAGGCGUCGGAGACAUAAAUUUAGCAACUCAAAGUCUACGCCUUGCUUUGAUGGCAGACCCAACGCAUGCCCCUGCCUACAAUAAUCUGGGUGUGAUGGAAGCACGGCAGGGCCGCACGAACGUGGCCCAGUCUCUUUUCCAAGCCUCGGCGGGGCUGGCGCACGUCCUCUUUGAACCUCAUUACAACUACGCAAAACUAGCAUUCGAGGCUGGUCAACUCCACUCUGGCUAUGUGAUGGUUAAAAAAGCACUGAUUGCUUACCCUGACCACGUCCCUUCCAAAAAUUUACUUGACGCGUUAAAAUAUCAUUUUCAACACUAAGUACAAUUGUGUGAACUUUUUGUUUUUGCAUUGCGCUGUGAUUGUGUGAUUUUUAUAUAAUAAAUAAAUAUUUAAUGUGCUGUGAA
Molecule: messenger RNA, 1635 nt
Organism: Neocloeon triangulifer
Lineage: Eukaryota; Metazoa; Arthropoda; Insecta; Ephemeroptera; Baetidae
Gene: BBS8
Product: tetratricopeptide repeat protein 8
Exons: 7
Coding region: 47-1549 (500 amino acids)
Biological process (GO): non-motile cilium assembly
Cellular component (GO): non-motile cilium; ciliary basal body; BBSome
Molecular function (GO): protein binding
Source: RefSeq, a predicted model, not a curated record